Messenger RNA from Malus domestica (apple), 339 nucleotides. NCBI's taxonomy places the organism in Eukaryota, Viridiplantae, Streptophyta, Magnoliopsida, Rosales, Rosaceae. The record is from RefSeq and is a predicted model, not a curated record.
AUGGCCCAAGGUGGUUCAAAUUCAGAGGAAGAAGAGGAUCCUGAAGCAGAGGUCGAAUGUUCCUCCAACGCUAGGAAGAUCGGGCCUAAGGAAUUCGUUGCAUUGUUCUACAGUGUUCAAAGUUGGAGGGGAAUAUUUGAGAGUUUCGACCGGGACAAAAGUGGGUUCAUUGAUGCAAAUAAGUUGAGAAAUGCACUACUGAGUCUGGGAUUUUCUGUGUCACUUGUAGUUUUGGAACUGCUGGUCUCUAAAUUCGACAAGUUUGGAGGCAAAAAGAGGGCCAUUGAAUAUGGCAAUUUCAUCGAGUACUGUCUGACUGUUAAGGCAGCUUCACUUUAG